Nymphalis io (European peacock) is the source of this 2850-nucleotide messenger RNA. It is a transcript of the gene Cyca, whose product is annotated as cyclin-A2-like. NCBI's taxonomy places the organism in Eukaryota, Metazoa, Arthropoda, Insecta, Lepidoptera, Nymphalidae. The record is from RefSeq and is a predicted model, not a curated record. Bases 224 to 1708 code for a protein of 494 amino acids. Gene Ontology annotation, biological process: mitotic cell cycle phase transition; regulation of cyclin-dependent protein serine/threonine kinase activity. The transcript has 8 exons. Gene Ontology annotation, cellular component: nucleus; cytoplasm; cyclin A2-CDK2 complex. Gene Ontology annotation, molecular function: cyclin-dependent protein serine/threonine kinase regulator activity.
UCUGUUGUCCGUUGAGACUGGUUAGCAUUUUUGAGGGUGUUUUCAAUUCCUUUCCACUUGAAUUUUUACACUACUCACAUAAUUUUAUAAAAUGUUAUCAUCCUAAUAUAAAUCAAACGUUUUCCGCUUUGGGAAAGCGUUCUCUGCGAUUUGAUUCAUCAUAAUUACGAUUUGUCGUUUAAGUUUGAGGUUUGUCGUUAAAGUUUACGGAAGAAACUAAGUAAUGGCAUCAUUUAGAAUUCAUGAGGAUCAAGAAAACACAGCAUUAGCCUUAAGAAAAGAUGCUGAUGUAUUUUCAGCUGCUGCCCAACGGCGUGCGCUUGGAGACCUAAGCCAGUUUGCUUGCAAUCAGAAUCGAAAUAUAAAGCAUUCAGGAAUGACGAAUGGACCUUGCAAAGUUCAAGAUGAGAAUAGAACAGUACGUCAGAUUAAAAAUGAAAAAAAUAUCGUACCUCCCGUGGCCCAGUUUCGCGCCUUUAGUGUGUACGAAGACAAACCGACAGAAGUCGAGUUGAAGAAGAGAGAACCAACAUUUAAGCCAUUUGUUGCAAAAGAAAUAAGGAAAGAUAACUUUUUUAUCAAUGCUGCAGAGAAUGUCAGAGCUCUUUGUGCUCAAACGGAAAAAGCAAAGCAACAAGAACAGGUCAAAGCACCUCCACUCAGACUUCCGCUACAAGAAAAAAAAGAAAAAGAUGUUAUUGAAUCACCUAUGUCCGUUGUGGAUACAAGCAUUCUUUCUUCUAUGUCAAUCUCAAAGAAUGCAAGUGAUAUUCUAGAAGAUAAUGAUGAAGAGGACACAACUACAGCUCAGACGGACCGCGAGAUGUUCUUCCAUGUUGUAGAGUAUCGGCAAGAUAUAUAUGACUAUAUGAAAGAGAUCGAGGUUAAAAACAGAGCAAAUCCACGCUACAUGCGUAAGCAGCCAGAUAUUACACAGGUGAUGCGCUCAAUACUGAUAGAUUGGAUAGUGGAAGUUUGUGAUGAGUACGGACAACAGAGUGAGACUUUGCACCUUGCUGUGUCAUAUAUCGACCGCUUCUUAUCAUACAUGAGCGUAGUCCGCACCAAACUGCAACUGGUUGGCACUGCUGCUACUUAUAUUGCUGCGAAAUAUGAAGAAGUGUAUCCCCCAGAAGUAUCAGAGUUUGUGUACAUCACAGACGAUACUUACACUAAGCGUGAGGUUCUACGCAUGGAACAUCUUAUUUUAAAAGUGCUGUCAUUUGAUCUCUCCACACCCACAUCUCUUGCAUUCCUCUCACAUUAUUGCAUUUCAAAUGGAAUCUCAAAAAAAAUAUUUCACUUGGCUGCUUACAUUGCGGAGCUGUCACUACUGGAAUCAGAGCCGUACUUGCAGUACAAGCCCUCCGUCAUAGCUGCGAGCGCGCUCGCCACCGCGCGACACGCGCUGCUGUGCGAGCGCAGCGCCUGCCACGUGACCGCACACUCUUCCUGCGCCAACACCGCGUGGCCGGCGGCACUGGUGCAGAGCUCGGGCUACGGCUGGAGUGAGUUGGAGCCCUGUCUGCGCGAGCUGGCGCGCACACACUCUCACGCGUCGCGACAGCCCUAUCAGGCCAUUCCGGAUAAAUAUAAGAACAACAAGUUCGACGGUGUAUCAACGAUUGAGCCCAAGCCGAUGUUCGCGGUGUCCAAGUACCAGCAGCCCGCCGCCGCGCGCCCGCCCGACGCCGCGCGAGCCAGCUAGUGCCCCCCCCCCCCCCACACACACACACGACCCGCACGGACGAGACAAACUUAUUUAACUUAAAUGGAAAAUUACAAUGUUUAUAAGAAAUGAGUGGUAUAAUUUAAUUGAUAUUAUGAUGUCCCUAGUUCUUGUUUUUGUUUAGACUAAUAAUGAAAGUUGCGUCAUCCCAGUAAAAUUUUGUUAUAUUUUUUAAAAUCGUGCAGUUAAUAUACAGUAACCUACAAGAAGCAAUCAAGAAGCUGAAAAUGUUGAAAAUUGUUGAAGAAAAUUUAUGAAAAGACAAAUUUUGAAGGCUAAGCAUUUAUUUACAUGUGAUGUGUGUCAGUUUAAUGUAUGUAACGUUUUGUGUUAUGUAUAUAAUGAUAAUGAUCAGGGUUUUCAUUUUAUAAUAAUGUAUUUGCGUCUAAACGUGGCUAUCUGAAAUGUGAAUGUUAAAUAGUCAUAGUUGUUCCUAGUGUAGAAUGUAAAACAUUUCUUCAUGUUACAUAUAUUUUAAAUAGUAAACUUUUUUACUGAAUUAAAUGACAUGUAAAAAUAAAAUCAGUGUAAUUUGUAGUCCAACGAAAUUCAAAGAUUGGGGAAUAUAUUAUUAAUAUCGUAAACGACACUAAAUUUAGCAAAAUUUUUACAUAGAAAUUUAUUUUCACCAUUACUGUGUUCAUUUCAAUAUAUAUCGCCAACCGCUUGUGUCACACUGAUACUCCGGACUGCGAAAUGUUUAGACUUCGCUAUUUUACUAGAAUGUUAAGCAUAUAGUAUUGUGAUUGUAAUGUGGACCAAUUUUUUAUAAAAAUUAAAGUAAUUCUACUGUACGACGAUAGUUUAAAAAUAUGUUUGUCAACUGUCAAUGAUUUACAAAUUAUAAUUUUUUAUAAUGUGAUGGCUGAACGGUAUGGCACUUUGCGUUAAAAGAUCUAUUGUAAUGUAUUUGAAUUGUAAACAACUUAGUGAUUAUUUAAAUACCAAUUCUUAGCAUUUAUUUUCAUGUUUGUUAGUAAAUUAUUAUUUUUGAGAUAUAAGGUAUGUUUUUAAUGUUGAUAAGUAGUUUUAUUGUAAUUUAAUAUAAUAAAAUCCAUAUUUUGCUCGGAUUUAGCUGAUGGAGGUAAGUACCUAUAUUGGUAAUAUAUAAUAUUAAAUUA